Drosophila elegans is the source of this 994-nucleotide messenger RNA. RefSeq lists its product as uncharacterized. The transcript has a single exon. The record is from RefSeq and is a predicted model, not a curated record. The coding region runs from base 124 to 840 and encodes 238 amino acids. NCBI's taxonomy places the organism in Eukaryota, Metazoa, Arthropoda, Insecta, Diptera, Drosophilidae.
CUUGGUGUCCGGCUCAUUCACAUCCCACAGUUCAAGCAGUGUACACGUGGAACACCUCUGCCCCGUCUGUUCAAGGCUUCCGUUUUGGUUUCCGUUCAAAAUUCCAGUAAAAAUUCAGUGAGGAUGGGGGUGUUGCAAAACGUUCACCGGUUGCUGCUGCUGCAGCGUCAAGUGGGACCGUUGACGAUCAAGCGGAUGUACGACGUCAAGACGAGGCUCGCGAUCCGGAAGCGGCGUUUGGCCAUCAAGAAGAACGACAUAGCCCCGUGCUACAAGGCGGUGCGUCGCUCCGAUAACCGCUGCAACCAGCCGCGCCUCAAGCUGCCCGCGAAGGAGUGCGUCGACGAUCCCUGCACCGACUUCGAGAUCCCCAUGGACCUGGAGAACUACACGCCGAGUGACAAGGCGAAGCGCCACUACCAGCGCACCUGGUGCGAGUGCUACAUGAUUCCCAAGGCGGCGGUCCAGGCGAAGAAGAAGUACCCGAAUCGACCGCGGCGGGACCUGCGCUGCGUUGAAACGGAGGUGUUCCAGUGCCGCGACGAGGACCUCAAUCCACCGGGCAACGUACGCCAGAAGCCCGAAAAGCUGAUCGAUGUGCCGCGGAUCGGCGAGUGGCCCUGCUGCAAGAUCACCGUGCCCGGAUGCCCCAAGGCCCGCAAUCCGCCCUCCUGCGACGCGGGUCGAAUCCCGUCCUGCUGCAAGAAGCGGCGCACCCAGUAUCCCAGCUUCUCCGAGUGCAUCAAGAUCGGUCUGCUCGACCCCAUUCCGCCGUGCGAGUGCGAGAAGAAGGUCAACCUCUGCGACGUCUGGGCCUAUUGGCGCAAAAUGAACCACUAACAUGGUGUGGUAGCCAAGGAAAUCUAGAUCUAGACCGGGUGGAUGCCCCAAAUCUGCGGUGAAAGUAUGCGUACACAAAGUGACUCGCAUGUAUUACCAUUCAUACUUUGUUUAUGGUUUCGUUCAUAAAAUACGGAUCCUUCAGCAUCAACAA